AGAGCAGGCCAAGUGGGAGGAGUGACGAGCCCCCCGCUGUGCGCCAGAGAGACUUCCCCACCUCCAGCAAGAGGUGUGUUUGUAUAUUUUAAGGAAGGGGGUGGGAAGACUCCUCAAACUCUGAGAGACGCCCCUCGGAGAAGCGUCUUCCAAGGGAAUUGCUGCUAGGAGUCCUCUGCCUCUCCGAAGAAGACAAGCCGGAAAGUUUCCCCGCAUUUUUGUAUAUUUCCUUUUUUUUUUACUAUUUAUUUACUUUUUGUGCCUGCGGUGGCUUGCGGGUGUAGUAGUCAAAGCGAAGGCAACGGGAUAGAAGAACUGCUUCCGAGUUGGAAAGGGAUCUGCAAAGGCACAGGCCAGCCCUGCAAAAUGUCCUGGAGGCAAAACGCCAGAUUUAUCUUCACAAUGACUGUGGCUUUCCAGGGUAUUUACUUUGGAAAAGGUUUUAUACAAGAAGUGGAUAGACAAAAUAAUGGAGAAAAACCAAAUGCUACGCUCCAAAAGCACCACACAAAACAUCAACUCGCCACAUUAAAUGUGAUCAAUGAUAUGAAUCAGAGCUAUGAAAGCAGAAAACAAAUGAACUCUAAGCCACUGGUACCUUUCACAGGUCUUACACAGAGUCGAACCUUGAAUCGGCACUGCUGCCAAAAUGGAGGGACUUGUAUCCUGGGCAGUUUUUGUGCCUGUCCCAAACACUUCAUUGGCAGAUACUGUGAAUACGAUGAACGGAAGAGCAAUUGUGGCCCAUUCAAGCACGGAGAAUGGAUGCGGAAAGGUUGCCAACUGUGCCGAUGUGGUUAUGGUAUACUACACUGUUUGUCUGAGCAUAUAACGAAUUGUGUUGUGACAGAGGAAGAGGAAUUUAUCUAUUUACCUUCAAAUUGUCCAAGACUACAGCAAACAAUGAGCUUUCUUAUGCUCCUGUUGGGUGGUUUCUUUGCAUUGUUCUGCACAAAGCUCAUCCAUCAGCUGUGAAGAGUCACUUAUUCAGAUCUGGAGUCCUACCGGAUAGUUUGCCUUAUUAUAAAGUUUGACCUUGGAAGACUAUAAACUAAAACAAAAGACAUUUUCUGGCUCUGUUUUUCUAUUUAUUUACCUGUACAACAGGAAUUUUAACAAUAUUUUUUAAAAAACAUAUAUUUUAAACAUGCAAUUCUAGCACCACAGUAAAUCCUAGCAUUGAUUCCCUCACUUCAGUUGUGUCCCUGUUCUCAUACAAAAACAAGAAGGGAAAAUGAUGGAUGCAAGGAUUUUUUUUCUUGGGGACAUGGAAGCUACGUUGGAAAAGAAUAAGCUGCUCUGGGUUCAGAAGGACAGCAGUAGAAGUCACCCUGGACUCUAGGAAUUGUUCCCAAAUGCAUUUGGUUUCCUUGAAUUGCUGAGAAAGGGGUCCAUUCCUUUUAAAGUGCAAUUUUUACAGUAUCGAGUGGCUGUUUCAGUAUUCAUCCAGUGGUCAAGUAUUAGUAGAAUGCUUGACCAUGAAAAAAGCACUAUAUUGCACAAAUGCUCAUGCUUGUACUUCUGUUUGAAUCUGAUUUAAGCAGUUCUUUAUGUCUUGAUUGAAAUGUUGACUCUUCCAGUGGAAGAUAAUGCUGUAUGUAUCAUGUGAUUUAAAUAUAUUAAAAGAAUAACUUACAUUUA
Molecule: messenger RNA, 1641 nt
Organism: Anolis sagrei ordinatus
Lineage: Eukaryota; Metazoa; Chordata; Lepidosauria; Squamata; Anolidae
Product: cryptic protein-like
Biological process (GO): nodal signaling pathway; blood vessel development; determination of left/right symmetry
Cellular component (GO): extracellular region; cell surface
Molecular function (GO): nodal binding; activin receptor binding
Source: RefSeq, a predicted model, not a curated record